Racocetra fulgida is the source of this 703-nucleotide messenger RNA. Lineage: Eukaryota; Fungi; Glomeromycota; Glomeromycetes; Diversisporales; Gigasporaceae. The record is from the annotation of a GenBank genome assembly.
AUGACAAAAAAAUUGGUGAUAAAAAAACAAUCUGCUGAUGUUGAUAAUAAUGAAAAAAUUGAAAAUGAUGAAAAAACCAUUCAAAUUCCUAUGCAGCCCAUUCGAAUUUUUAUAUAUUAUCAUAGAAAUUACGCAGUAAAUGCUACCAAAAAUGACACCGUUUUGGAAUUGAAAAAGAAAAUUCGAUCAAUGCUUGACAUUAAUAUCAAAAAGAUAAGCCUUAGUUUUUCUAGAGGUUCUUUUGAUUAUUUUGUCCUGACUAAUGAUUAUUUAGACCCUAGAUUUGAUAAUGAUUUUACAUAUCAACGAGAUGGACCGACCCUUACACGUGGAAAUGAACCAUACAAACCACCUUACGGGUGGAAAAGAAUUGCAAUUAGUAUUAAAAAGUAUGGUGAUAAUACAUGGAUAGGAACUGAUAAAAAUAGUUGGCCAGUCUCUUUUCAUGGUACCCGUAAAGAUGCGGCUGAGAAUAUCGCUAAAGAUGGGUUUGAUCUUUCAAAAGGAAAACGUUUUAAGUAUGGAAAAGGAAUUUAUUCAACACCUGAUGUUAGAGAAGCUGAAUGUUAUGCUACGUCAUUUUCUUAUCAGAAUUGUAAUUAUAAGGUCAUUUUUCAGAAUAGGGUUAAUCCCAAUGACUUAAAAAAGGCGAAUAAUGACACAUAUUGGAUUACAGCAAAUGAUAAAAAUAUUAGACCAUAUG